UUAUACAAACCAGAAGCAAAAACGACGUCGUAGCUUUUACCUAUUCAGUAAGGGUAAUUCAGAUUAGCUAACUAGGUGUGUUCACUCUUUCCUCUUAUCCAAUCCCAACUCCAAAUGGAACAAGAUACCCAACUCCCAAUCCCAAGCAACGAUCAAAACGUCGACGUUUUCUUCGACGCCCUCGACGAUUUCCCUCCCUCCUCCGCCGACGACGACGACGACCAACCCGAUCAAUCCACGUCAUCCUCCACCCUCGAUGUCCCCGAUUCCAAACCCUCUCCGAUCUCCCACCUCCGUCUCCGGCCCUCCCGCCGAGAACUCUCCGGCGACGACUCCAAGACCUCCGCUUUACACUCCUCCCAAACCGACCCAAUCAACGACGCCAGGCUCAAUUACCGAGGCAGAAGGUUCUUACUUCGCCGGAAUUUGAAGCCGCCGGAGUCGAUUCAGGACCCGGUCGGACCGGUGCCAGCUCCGAGCGACCAGAAAGACGAGGGCUCGACUGUAACUACCGCCGCCGACGAUGACCGAGGCGGCGACUCGGCCGACUCGGCCAUGCAACUCGGUGACUCUUCUUUUAACCCUCUUGUGUUCAUAGCUGGAUUGAUAAUCAAAGCAAUUGGGCUCCAAAUUAAUCUGAUAAUUAGCAUUGUGACAUUCCCAGCUUGGAUUUUGUAUAAUUCUUACAUGCUUUUGGUUGACCCUUUACAAAUUGUGGGUAGAGGGAGAGAGUUUUUGAAGGCAAAGUUGGUAAAUUUAUCGGCAUUGGCUGCCGGAGCGGUUAGUCCUUUGGUUGGUGAGUGGGUGAAGGACAAGGACUCGGUUUGGAAGGUGGCAUUGCGAUUCGGGUGGGGUUUGCUAUGGGCGUGUUAUGUAGGUUUCUUGUUGUGUGGUCUUUUGGUGUCGUCGCUUGUGUUUAGUGGGGUUUUUAUGAGGUACAUUGUGGUCGAGCCGCUGCAGAUGAAGGAAAUGUUGAACUUUGAUUACACAAAGCAUAGUCCGGUGGCCUAUGUGCCGGUGGUGUCGUGUGCAGGGGUCGGUUGUGGUGUGGAUUGUAAAGAGAAGGUUCGGGAUGGGGGGAUUUUCGGGUAUAGGGUUAUACCUCCUGGUCACAAAUUGGCGGCUAGUGUUAAGUUUGUGUUGCCUGAAUCGGAGUACAACAGGAAUCUUGGGAUCUUUCAGGUCAGGGUACAGUUCCUGUCUGCUGAAGGCAAAACCCUUGCCAGUUUGAGCCAUCCAUGCAUGUUAUAUUUUAAAAGUGAGCCAAUCCGCCUUCUAUUGACGUUCAUAAAGAUUGCUCCUCUUAUAUCUGGCUACAUUUCAGAGUCCCAAACUCUGAAUCUGAAGUUCCGAGGGUUUGUGGAAGGUGAUAUUCCUACUGCCUGCUUGAAAGUGACAAUCGAACAACGUGCAGAAUACAAUCCUGGCGCUGGUAUUCCCGAAAUAUACGAUUCAUCCAUGACCCUUGAAUCGGAACUUCCCCUGUUUAAAAGGAUUAUAUGGAACUGGAGGAGAACUUUAUUUGUUUGGAUGAGUAUAAUGAUGUUCAUGAUGGAGAUGCUCUUUACUCUUGUCUGUUGUAGACCUCUAGUUAUUCCGAGAGCAAGGCCAAGGGCUGCUUCUGUCAGCACCAGUCCCACUCAAACUCAAAGCAGCCCGCCGGUACGAAACUAGCUGGAAGAUGCUGGUAUUUAUUAAAGUAGGGUAGUAGGGUAACCCUUGAUAGAUGUUCUCACUGUUUAGUCUAUUAAUUAGUCUUUAGCUUCAAAUUUUCCACCCAUUUUUUUUAAUUCUUUGAACAGCAGUGUAAAUAAGGCCGAAUGUGUUUUGGAAUUUAGUUUCCGUAUAAAUGCUGGAAAGUGCAUAUGCAUUUUGUUAAUA
Messenger RNA from Rosa rugosa (rugosa rose), 1881 nucleotides. Its product is annotated as seipin-2. Gene Ontology annotation, cellular component: endoplasmic reticulum membrane. The transcript has 2 exons. The coding region runs from base 115 to 1674 and encodes 519 amino acids. Gene Ontology annotation, biological process: lipid storage; lipid droplet organization. The record is from RefSeq and is a predicted model, not a curated record. NCBI's taxonomy places the organism in Eukaryota, Viridiplantae, Streptophyta, Magnoliopsida, Rosales, Rosaceae.